Molecule: messenger RNA, 1758 nt
Organism: Salvia splendens (bonfire salvia)
Lineage: Eukaryota; Viridiplantae; Streptophyta; Magnoliopsida; Lamiales; Lamiaceae
Product: protein TRIGALACTOSYLDIACYLGLYCEROL 4, chloroplastic
Exons: 5
Coding region: 215-1573 (452 amino acids)
Biological process (GO): ER to chloroplast lipid transport; acylglycerol transport
Cellular component (GO): chloroplast envelope
Molecular function (GO): phosphatidic acid binding
Source: RefSeq, a predicted model, not a curated record
ACAUAAAACCUAUCACAGGAUUCAAAUUUGCCAAUGAAUUUUGAUUUUGAUUUAUCUGGUGGAUUUCUGAGAAUACAAUGAAAUGGAAAAUGCAAAAAAAAUAAAUGAAAAAAAUAAAAAAGAAAGAAGACUAUGGACUAAGGAAUUAGGGAUUAGGAGUUAGGAUUUUAGCAAGAAGUGGAGAAUAGAGUGAUGUUGAUGGAAGAUAAUUGAGAUGACGAUGAAGAAGCUAAGAUGGGCGAUGGAAGGAGAGUUCUGGGAGCUGGACUCCUCGACGCCGGCGACAUUGGACGGAGUGGCGCGGCCGGUGGCGGGGGAUCUUCCUCUUCCCCUGGGGUUAAGCCGCGGAGCGAGGCUGUCGCGCCCCAAACAAAUUGAUUUCAUGCAGCGCUUCAUGGCGGCGCCGUUCGUCCCUUCGUUUUCCGAUGGAGUUGGAUUCUCCCUGCAACGCCUCCUCUCCCUCCCCUCCUUUGCCCGCGAUGCCUGUUUUACCACAUUGCUAGGGCAAUUCAAUGUUCAAAAGUUUGCAGCUUCUCUCAAAAAAUCGGAGAGCAUUUGGAAACACUUUUCCGACCCCCAAUUUUACAGCCUAAAUCUGUGUUGGGAGUGGUUGAUUACGCCUCGAGAUACUCUGCUGCUCACUUCAGAAGCACAAGCUGACCACAAAACUCCAAGGAAAAAGGCAAUUUUUCAUCACAAGUUUCCAAAUCAUAACCUAACUGUGGAGGCAUCUUCUCCAUCACUUUUUGUUGAUGAUGAUGGUAAUUACUGGGAUGUGCCAUUCACAUUGGCUAUGGAUGUGGGUUCAAUAGCUCCUCAUUCGGACACUAGCUUUCAUUUCUGCAUCAGCCACAAUGCAGGUUCUCCUCGCCCUCUCACCCCAAACCAAAUACCUCCUCCUCCCACUUUACUUCCUGGUCUCUCUGCUAAAUCUGCCUUUUCAUUCAACAAACACUUUGACAUUUGGAAGAGUGAGGCUCCAAAGGCAAGAAUGGUGCAACCAUAUGAUAUACUGCUCUCUAAUCCUCAUGUAUCAGCAUCAACAAUCCUAGGUAGUGUAAUUACUGCAUCUCUUGGUGAAAAUUCAAUGACACCCCGUGGACAAGAUGAUGAUACAUUCAGGCUUUACGCCAAAGGAGAAAAUUAUGCCGCUUCAGCCGAUCUCUUUGCAUCUGCAUCCCUUUCUGCUCAGCUUGGAAAUUUUCAAAAGAAUUUUUUAGAUCUUACCCGCUUUCAUGCACGACUAGAUAUACCUUCAGGCUCCAAAUUCAUAAAUAGAGCCUAUAAGGUUGCUCGGGCACUUUACAAUUCUGAAGCACCAACUGCAGAAGCACUUCAGACCAUUACCCCUUCUGCCACCCUCUCAUUUCAGCAGCAGAUGGCUGGACCUUUCAGCUUGAGAGUUGAUAGUGGAGUGAGUGUUGAUCUGAAGAAAGAGUGGUACUUGAAUGUGAAUGAUCCUGUAUUUGCUGUCGAGUACGCGUUGCACGUUCUUGGGUCGGCGAAAGCUGUUGCUUGGUAUUCCCCAAAGCAAAGAGAAUUCAUGAUAGAACUCAGAUUUUUUGAGACUUGAGGAGACAGGAAGAUGCUUAUAGUUUCUUGUAUUUUGAUAGACGACUUUGACAUUCUCAUAUUUUGGUAGUAGCUUUUGAUAUUUUUUGUACAAGGGAUUCACUUGCAGCUUCAAAGUGUUCUUUCUUGUAAAGAAUGAAGGGAGGCUUUGAUUUGGGUUGGGUUUCUUCACAACCUAUUGUUUUA